Solenopsis invicta (red fire ant) is the source of this 756-nucleotide messenger RNA. RefSeq lists its product as uncharacterized. NCBI's taxonomy places the organism in Eukaryota, Metazoa, Arthropoda, Insecta, Hymenoptera, Formicidae. The record is from RefSeq and is a predicted model, not a curated record. The transcript has a single exon. The coding region runs from base 1 to 756 and encodes 251 amino acids.
AUGACCGAUCAAAUUAAAUUUAUCCUUCAGAAACGAGCGUCAUUAAAAUCACAAAUUACGGGUCUAACAAACAUAAUCGAACGCGAACGAUAUGAUAAAACCGCGUUAAAGUUGCGUAUGACACGAAUCACAGAAUUAUACCAUGCCUACGAAGAAUUUAAUGACGAGCUCAUGCUCUUAGAGUCAAACGACAAUCACAACGACAAAUUCACAAGCGUACAAGACAGAUAUUAUUUGUUAACCGCCAAGGUUAAUGAAAUUGUAAAGCCGAACGAGCCGCCGCCCGACGCAAUCGCCGGACCCUCGAACGUCGUAUUAGCCACCGAAAACGCGGGAAAUACUGUGACCACAAAACGAAAAAUAAAACUACCGGAAACAGCUUUACCGACCUUUGAUGGCCGAUAUGAAGAGUGGCUAACGUUUAAAAAUACUUUCCUCGAAAUGAUAGACGUACGAACGGAUCUCGCCGAUACGGAGAAACUGCAAUAUCUGAAAUCCGCAUUAAAAGGCGACGCAGCCAAUAAGAUCAAACUCUUAACCAUCGAAGGCGCGAGCUACAGUAAAGCGUGGGAAUUGCUGACUCGUGCAUACGAAGUAAAACGAAUUUUGAUUUCGCGACACCUCACGCUGCUCAAUAAUUUACCCACGUUAGAAAAGGAGACCACGGAUGGCCUGACUAGACUUGCCGACGACACGCAGCAACAUGUCGCAUCAUUGAACGCGCUAGGGGUCAAUAUGUGGCAUCUGAGAGUUUAG